CACCGGCGGAGGUGCUACGAUUUUCCGCGCAAAAUUCAGUCGCACUGUCCGGAAGUCGAUCGCGAUCAGCUUCCGGUCGAUCUUCGAUCCGGCGAAAUCAUCAUUUGCUCCCUCUGGUGGUGGGUGCAUGCGAAAUUGUGCCGAAAAGGUGUCGCGAGGAGGUGUCUUUUGUGUGUUCCUUUUCAUUACAAAAAUCGUUUGGAUAUGUUUUUAGGCCUACCUCAGUUUUCUGCCAGAAGGAUUAUCGUUUGAUACAAGUGGACACAUGUAAAUACCCGAACAUUACUUCCCAUCUUCCUUUGCCAAGAGAGAGUGCAGGUGGAAUCAUGAAGACCCUGCCUCUCCUUCUGCUCCUCUUCGUCUGUCCUCUCACUCUGGGAUCGGACCUGGCUUUCAAAGGGCACGGCUCGGACAUCCCCGUUUUGCGUGUCUCCGUUCCCCACGACGCAUAUCCGGGCUACUCUAUAACCAGGCUGAACUAUCGAGGGCAAGCGUUCUCAUUGUUGGAAAACGAAUUCUCCUGUCUGUUCGCCAUACUAUCUGAUGGUUUGCUUAUGCCAACUGGAGACAUCAGCCACCUUGCUGAUUCACCACCUUUGACCUUGGUAGUCAAGGAGGAUUCCGUGAAUGGAACGAAGGAGCAGAUGGUGGUGGUGCACGUUGUGGAUAGAAACAGGUUGGUGAGAUUCACUCAAGAUGCUUACAGCGGCAGUGUGUACGAGAACGAGCCGGUGGGAACGGUGAUUGAAGGUUUGGACCGACUCUUCGCCACCUCAGACCCCCAUCAUCCAAUGGUAUAUACCUUUGUAUCUGGCAAUGAGGGGGAUGCCUUCAGCAUUGUGCAGCCAGUGACGAACUUGUCAACCCCUAUCCUUGUUCGUACAAAUAAAAUUCUCGAUAGGGAAGAGCAAGAAGUUUACGACUUGGUUAUCCGCGCAACAGACGUCGAGGAAGCCAAUUCUGCUGACGCUACUUUAACUAUAACUGUGGACAAUCUUAAUGAUAAUGCCCCAGUGCCUGAUAGGACAGUCUAUGAAUUCAGAAUACCCGAAGAUUUGGAAUUGUAUUCCAUUGUGGGUAACGUAAGUGCGUUUGAUGCUGAUGGGGACAAACCAGUGUAUCAUCUGGUGUCUCGCCAUCCGGUUUUUGCAAUCAUCCCCAAAACUGGUCAGAUCUUGCUCAUAGCUACACCCGAGCUCAAGACCUACAAACUGAGCGUCCGGACUCAGGACACGGCCAAACCUCCGCGAGUGAGUGCGCCGUUUUCUGUGUACGUGGAGGUCUACAGCGAGGAGUUACUGCCGGAGGAAGAGGCGGACCUGUCCAACGAGAUAGUGCCUGUUCGACAGAAAAGAAGUGUUCGGCCGACCAAGAGUUACGAGUACAAGGAAACCGACGGCUCGAAGCCCGGGAAAGUGAUGUUCCAGUUGGAUAAGAAGCACCCACAAGAAUCUUACAAAAUGGAAGGCCCCGUUAAGUGGGUGGAAGUGGAUUCGUCCGGAGACGUCAAAGUGAAAGAGCCUUGGGACUACGAACAGUUGGGCAAGGAAAAAACCAUCGAUUUCUGGGUAUUUGUGACCGGACCUAACAUUAACGAUCCUGAGCGGCAGCGCGUCAUCAUCCACCUGAAGGACGUGAACGACGAGCCGCCCUACUUCAUCAACCGGCCACUGCCCAUGCAGGCGGUGGUGCAGCUGAACGCUCCGCCCGGGACGCCUGUCUUCAAGCUGCAAGCCAGGGACCCGGACACAGACCACAACAUACAUUACUUCCUCGUCAGGGACAGAACCGGUGGGAGAUUCGAAGUGGACGAGCGGUCAGGGGAGGUGCGAACACUGGGCAGCGACCCCUUUAUGCUGGACAAGGAAUAUGUGCUGUACGUUAAAGCCGAGGACCACAACGGCAUGACCGAGGAUCGCCAACAUCAGUCCACUGGCGAGGAGCGACUGUCCAUCAUGGGCGGGAAGAGGCCCCCGCAAUUCUAUAUGCAGAAGUAUGAGGCCACCAUUCCCGAAAACCAGAGGAAGGAUUCCGACAUCAUAGAGGUCAAGGCGAAGUCGUUUGCUGACCGAGAGAUCCGCUACACUCUCCGUGCCCAGGGCAAGGGAGCGGGCACUUUCAACAUCGGCCCCACUACGGGCGUCGUGAAACUCGCCAAGGACCUGGACUACGAGGACCUGAGACAGCCGAAGUCCUAUUCGCUCAUCGUCACCGCCACAGAAGACUCGGGAGGAUUCUCCACUUCAGUAGAGCUGACGAUUAAAGUGACGGAUGUCAAUGACAAUGCUCCCAGAUUUGAACUGCCAGAUUACCAAGCACAUAAUGUGGACGAAGACGUUGCAGUCGGAACAUCAAUAUUACAAGUCUCAGCUAGUGACAUGGACCAAGGCAAGAACGCAGAGAUUGAAUACUCGCUGGACAAGGACGACUUCACAAUCGACAACAAGGGCAUCAUCUAUUCUAAUAAGAGGCUGGACGCAGACAUCAACAAUACGUACGUCCUCACCGUUCGUGCAACUGACAGGGGUGACCCUCCUCUGACUGGGACGGCAACCGUCCGCAUUUAUACGGAGAACAAGAACGACGAACCCCCGAAAUUCAGCCAGGACGUAUACACCCCGAAUGUGGAUGAAAAUGCGGGGCCUAACACUUUGGUUACAACUGUUGUGGCCAGUGACAAAGAUGGAGAUAAUAUUUACUUUGGAUUUGUCGGAGGAGGGACUGUUUCUGGAAUGUUUCAGAUAGAGGAACGGACGGGCGUGAUUCGGCUGAUCAGUGGUCACAUCCAGCUAGACAAGGACAAGUACGAGUUGAAUGUGACGGCGCGGGACGAUGGGGCGUGCUGCAAAAAUGGCGCCCUCACCACCCAUACCAGCACCGCCCUGGUAGUGGUCUUCAUCACGGAUGUGAAUGACAACAAACCGCUCUUCGAAGAGUGCGCUACUUACGCGCCCCAAGUAGAGGAAGGGGCGCCCAGUGGAACAAUGGUCAUCAAGGUGAAAGCGGUGGACAACGAUAAAGGUCACAAUGGUCAGGUGAGAUACUCCAUCGUACAACAACCCAAUCAAAAAGGGACGAAAUUCAUCGUGGAUGAAAUCACGGGAGAUAUUCGCACCAAUAAGGUGUUCGAUCGUGAAGGGGACGACGGCCGCUUCGUGAGCGUGACAGUGAAGGCCACGGAUCGUGGCAAUCCUCCCCUGGAAGGCGUUUGCUCCUUCAAAGUAGAGAUCACGGACAUCAACGACAAUCCUCCUCUGUUCGACCGGCAGGAGUACCGGGAGAACGUGAAGCAGGACACUCCCAAAGGGACCAAUAUUCUGAGGGUUUCGGCCUCGGACGAGGAUGCGGACAACAACGGCGCCAUUGUCUAUAACCUGACUGCGCCUUAUGACCCGACGGACCUCGACUACUUCGAGAUCAAUCCUGACUCGGGAUGGAUCAGUCUGAAGAAAGCUCUGGACAGGGACCAGUAUCACCUGCGUGCCAUAGCGUUGGACAAAGGUUUGCCUCAACACAGAGCCACUGUGGAAGUCAUUAUAGAUGUCGUAGAUAGAGCCAAUAAUCCUCCCAUUUGGGACCAGCCGGUUUAUGGUCCCAUCUUCAUCAAGGAAAAUUAUAUGGUUGGUCAGGUGGUGGCUUCUAUCAAAGCCCGCUCUGGCAUCCCUGACAACCCUACUGUUUUCUACACCUUGAUGAAGGGGAGCACUGAGCAAACCAACAAGAAGGAUACCUUCUAUUUGGACCAGAGGAAUAUGAAUGGAGACACCUGGGCUGACAUCCAGGUCAACUACCCUCUUGACUACGAAAGAAUCCAGCAGUACAAUCUCACUGUCAGGGUAGAGAAUAAUGGCAUCCAACAGUUGGCUUCGGAGGCUACCGUGUACAUCGUUCUGGAAGACGUGAACGACGAGAUCCCUCUCUUCAUCGAGAGGGAGCAAGAGACAGUAUUGGAAGGAAUGCCACCCAACACGAAGGUCACGCAGGUGCAGGCUGUGGACAAAGACGGCACCUAUCCCAACAACAAGGUCUAUUACGCCAUCGAGUCGAAAGACCACGGCGACAAGUUCUUCUCAAUUGAUAGGGAAACUGGCGAAAUCUACACCCGGGUGGAAUUUGACAGGGAGGAAAAGCAGGCCUAUGCCAUCCUAGUCAGAGCGGAGGACGGCGCGGCCUCUGACAGGCCCAACAUGAAGCCCGGGGAACCCAAUUCAGUGACCAAAUACAUCCGAAUCGGUAUCGGAGACAAGAACGAUAACCCCCCGUACUUCGACCAGGCCCUCUACGAAGCAGAGGUAAACGAAGACGAGGACAUACAGCACACGGUCAUCACCGUCACGGCGAAGGACAAGGACGAAUCCUCGAGGAUUCGUUAUGAGAUCACGCAAGGCAACAUCGGCGGUGCGUUUGCUGUCAAAAAUGAGACGGGCGCCAUCUACGUGGCCGGACCGCUCGACUAUGAAUCCAGGAAGGAGUACAAGCUGAGGCUGGUGGCUUCGGACAACCUGAACGAGAACCACACGACGGUCGUGAUCCACAUCAAAGACGUCAAUGACAACCCUCCGAUGUUCGAUCGCCCCACCUACGAGACGCAGAUCACCGAAGAGGACGACCGCAACCUUCCCAAGAGAGUGCUGCAGGUGACAGCGACAGACGGCGAUCGCGACCGCAAACCAGACAUCGUGUACUUCUUGACAGGCCAGGGGGUGGACGACCAAGAUCCUGCAAACAGCAAGUUCGCUAUCAACACGACGACUGGUGAAAUCUAUGUUCUGAAACCUCUGGACCGAGACCUGCCCCACGGACGAUCCCAGUGGCGGUUCACAGUUUUCGCCGAAGACGAAGGGGGCAACGGCCUCGUCGGCUAUGCCGACGUCCUGGUCAACUUGAAGGACAUCAACGACAACGCGCCCUUCUUCCCCUAUGCCAUCUACACAGGCAAUGUGACAGAGAACGGGACGGCAGGAAUGACGGUGAUGACGAUGACGGCGACUGACUACGACGAUCCGAACGAGGGCACCAACGCCCGCCUCAAGUAUUCCAUUGAGCAGAAUCAGGUGAACGAGAACGGGGAGCUCAUCUUCACCAUCGACGAAGAGACAGGUGUCAUCUCGACAGCCGUCUGCUGCCUUGACCGGGAGACCAACCCCGAGUACACCAUCAAGGUGGUUGCCAUGGACGGAGGGGGGCUCAAAGGUACAAACGUUUUCAAAGGAACGGGAACAGCCACCAUCAAGAUAAAAGACAUCAAUGACAUGCCACCAGAAUUCACAAAGAAGGAGUGGCAAGUGGAAGUGGAUGAAACGGAAGGAGACAACAUCCCGGAGACACCCAUCCUCGUGGUCUCGGUGAACGACGGUGAUCUGCUCGAGACAAACAGGUUCAGCUACAAGGUCAUAGACAAUGCCUUCGGGGCGGACAAGUUUACGAUGGUUACCAACUCCGACGGUACGGGUUCGCUCAAGAUAGCCAAGCCCCUCGACUUCGAAGACCUUCAGCAGCGGUUCGGCUUCAACAUCACGAUCCAGGUGAGCGACCAUGGCGGCGAGAGCUCAGAGCCCUAUCACGUCGACUACGCCAAGGUGAGAGUGCGCCUCAGAGACAUUAACGACAACAAGCCCGAGUUCGAGAAGCCCAACAUCGAGGUCAUCGUCAAGGAGGACGCCGACAUCGGCACCAGCCUCGCUACUUUCAGAGCCACCGAUGCGGACCAGGGAGGCAAGUCCAGAGUCAGUUAUACCAUCGACCGAUCUUCCGACAAAAAGCGACAAUUCCGGAUUGACCAGAACGGAGUUGUUCGGAUACAAAGGACGCUGGACAGGGAAGAGACGCCCCGGCACCAGGUCAAGAUUCUGGCCAUUGAUGACGGGGCGCCUCCUCGGACGGCCACUGCGACCUUAACGGUGGUUGUGAGCGACAUCAACGAUAAUGCGCCCCGUUUCCUGCGAGACUACCGCCCCGUCAUCAUGGAGCAUUCACCUCCUCAGAAGGUGGAAGAAAUUUUGGCUACUGACGACGACGAUCGCUCAAAGGGCAAUGGCCCGCCCUUCACAUUCCGCAUGGACCCCAAUGCACCGGACAUCAUCAAGCAGUUCUUCGAUGUUCAGCACGAUCCCACCGGCGCCAACGGGGAUGGCAUGGCCAUUGUGACGUCCAAGGAGCGGUUCGACCGCGAACAGCAGAAGGAGUACCUGGUACCCAUCGUAAUCAAAGACAGCGGCACCCCAUCCAUGACCGGCACCUCCACUCUCACCGUCAUCAUCGGUGACGUCAACGACAACCGCAUGCACCCUGGCAGCAAGAGCAUCUUUGUCUACAACUUCAAAGGAGAAUCUCCCCCGACUCCCAUCGGUCGAGUGCACGUGGAGGACCUGGACGAUUGGGAUUUGCCCGAUAAGUCCUUCUACUGGGAGAACAACAUCGCCCACACCAAUUUCGAGGUGGACAAGGACACUGGUCUCAUCGUGAUGAAGAACGUGACGAGUGGAGGGACCUACUUCCUGAGGUUUGUCGUCCACGACCGCGUCCACACACAGGAAGUGUCCGCCAACGUCUCCGUGACUGUCAAGGAGAUCCCAGAGGAGGCCAUCUUCAAUUCAGGAUCCAUUCGGAUAUCAGGCAUCAGCGCCGAAGAUUUCGUGCGGGUGUGGAACUGGACCGAGAACCGACAAGUGAAAAGCAAGUACCACAAGUUUCGCGACAUGAUCUCGAGUCUGACGUCCACCCGGCGGGACAAUGUCGACAUCUUCAGCGUCAUCCUCAAGCAGGAGCGUCCUCCCAUUACAGACGUCCGCUUUGCCGCCCACAGGUCACCCUACUUCAAGGCCAGUAUGCUGAAUGGUAUCGUCGCGCUCAACAGGGAGCUGAUCGAACAGGAGGUAGGCAUCAACAUCACAAUGGUGGGCAUCGAUGAAUGCCUCUUCGAGAACCUCAACUGCGAGACGAGUUGCACGAACGCCCUCAUGGUGGACAGGCAGCCGAUCGUCGUCAACGCCAACCGUACAUCCUUCGUCGGGGUGAACACCUGGGUGCAGCCCAGAUGCGUAUGUGGAGCUAGAGACUUCUCAGAAAUAGAAACUUGCAGAAAAAGGCCUCAGCCAUGCUACAACGGGGGACGAUGCUUCGAGUCCUACGGCGGUGUGAGCUGCAAGUGCCCGGAGGGUUUCGAGGGCCCCCAGUGCCAGUUGACAACACGCAGCUUCGACGGUCGUGGGUGGGCGUGGUUCCCUCCCCUCCAGCAGUGCGAGCGAUCCCACCUAAGCCUGGAGUUCAUGACCCGCAAGCCGGACGGUUUGUUACUGUACAAUGGACCCAUCGCUAACCCGGACGUCGGGGAGGUGGCGCCCCAGGAUUUCAUUUCCCUCGAGCUGCAAUCUGGUCGGCCUCGCCUGCUGGUGGACUUCGGAAGUGGCACAGCAGAGGUGGUCGUCUUUGUCGACGAGUCCCUCAGCGACGGGGAGUGGCAUCAAGUGGACAUCUUCUGGGACAGAGAGACUAUUCGCCUCGUCAUUGAUAAUUGUCAGAAAGCAAAAAUUGAGGAUUCCGACCCCCCUAAGAUCAACAGAUCUCGAUGCGAGACUAAGAGCAACAUCCCGCCUUUCAACGAGUUUUUAAAUGUGAACACUCCUUUGCAGCUAGGAGGUGUGCACCAUCAGUAUUUAACAGACUACAGGUGGCAACACCAACAUACCAGAGAAGGUUUCGAAGGAUGCAUCAAAAACGUUAUUCACAACAGUGAGAUGUAUGACCUCGGAAAUCCCGGGAGCAGCGCCGCCAGCAGCCCCGGUUGCAAACCCGCUGAAGACGCCUGCAACAGCAACAGUGUCACCAGGCACUGCGAGCACGGCACUUGCGUCGGCACUUACAACUCGGCCAAGUGCAUCUGCUACCCGGGCUACUUCGGGACCCGCUGCGAUAAAGAAACCAUCUCCAAGAUGUUCCAGCAAAACAGUUACAUCAAGUAUGCCUUAUCUUUUGAACCGGACCCUUACCGGACGGACAUACAGCUGCAAUUCCGAACGAGGCAGAAACAUGGAGAGCUCUUCCGGGCGACCAGCAAGCACGGGAGGGAAUACUGCAUACUGGAGAUCCGGGACAAGAAACUGCGGCUGCGCUUCAACCUAAACCACCUGCGGUCAGCGGACGAGCACGAGCUCUGGCUUCCGAACGUGCAAGUGAGCGAUGGCCAGUGGCACACUGUGCGCGUGCUGCGACAUGGUUCGACAGCUAGCCUGUCCCUGGAUGGUGGCGGGGGGCGGCGCUACAACGAGCUGCUGGAGUACGAGGGGCAACACCAGCUUAUGAUGAUCGAGAAGCAGAACGUGAUAGCCGGCGGGGACGUGCAGUACGUCGGACCCGGUGUCACUGUUGUCGACAACGAUUUCCAGGAAGGUUGCAUGAACGAUAUCCGGUUGGACCAGCGCUACCUGCCGAUGGAAAAUGGUUCGGAGAACGCCGCCGUCUUGGAGUGGAGGAACCUAAUCAACAAAUGCCCCUCCAACAACCCCUGCCAGGGGAUCAUUUGCCCGAAACCUUUCAUCUGCUUGGACCUAUGGAUGCUGCACGAGUGCCGCUGUCCUACGGGUCUCCGCCGGCACCCUUUCGACCGCAGACAGUGUAUUGACAAGAACGAGUGUGAGGAAGGAAAGAGCGUCUGCUCGGAGGGAGGAACGUGCCACAACUUGCCCGGUGGGCGAGGCUUCUUCUGCGUCUGCCCUCCCUCCCGAGAGUUGUGCUUCAACUGCAGCUGCGACAGUCUCGUGAGGGAGACCGUCGUCCCGCAGGUGUCUUCCACUUUGGUCAUGGGAUACGAUGCUCUGGCCAUCAUCCUGGCUUCGGUGGCGACUUUACUUAUACUGGUGCUCGUGAUCGUGGCAUACACGCGGAACCGUCGUCCCAAUCAGAAGUACGGUCAUGGAGAUGUGGAUGACGACGUCCGGGAAAAUAUCAUCAGCUACGACGACGAAGGGGGAGGAGAAGACGACAUGAACGCCUAUGAUAUCACCCCACUACGCAUCCCUAUCGACGCCACAGGCACCCCUCUGGGAGCGAAACCCGGACCGGAGAAGCCACCCAUCAAAGAGCCCCGCCAGAGGCAAAUUCCCCCUGGUGAUGGCGGAGUUGGCGAAUUCAUCCGGGACCACCUGGACAAAGCAGACCAUGACCCGAACGCGCCCCCCUUCGACGACCUCCGCAACUACGCGUACGAGGGGUGCGGAUCGACGGCCGGAUCGCUGUCCUCACUCGCCUCCACCGCCGCCGAGGACAACGACCAAGACUUCGACUACCUCAACGGCUGGGGACCUCGCUUCCAGAAGCUGGCGGAUAUGUACGGGCCCGGGGACAGCGAAGAAGACUAAGCCAUGGAGAGGGACACACUAAUCUAGUCACCUGUUGCUCUUGUCUAGGAAAGGAAAGGGACAAUUAUGUAACAAUUAUCCUUCUCACCAUUUAUAUCUCCACCGCGUUGAACAGUGCACACACACAAUCAUUUUUCAGUUUUUGUCGUAGACCACGAACGAGAUUUUGCUUUUCAGAAAAUUGCAGGCUGGUCAUCGCUUCGUUUCAGAGCGGCAGAAAAUGUUCCUCGGCCGGUCAAAUCAGAAACUGUAUGGCGAUUGGUCCUCAACUAGGGUUCUUUCUGCUUCGGACAUCCGAUACAUAAAUCCGGAAACAUCCGUCACUUCUCAGCUAGCUAAUACGAGCCGGAGGGAAUCCUCUAGUCACACAACGCUGGACAGCUGACCAGCGAAUUAUUGAGAGUUGAAGCUAUGUGUGUGGUCAGACAUUUCCCUGCGAGCAAAAAGGAAAUGUGCGUGUGAGUGGACUCAUUAGUCGAAGAUAUUUAUUUCAGCAGUUUAGUGCAUGAUUUCAAACAAAGUAUAUCGCGUGCAGCUAAACUAACUAUCCGAGAAAAAUCAAGUGACCAAUCUAUUUGCAAAAGCUGCGGUCCAGAUUUUUUUUAGUGGGUAGUCUCUGUCGAGUGAAAAAUGACCGUUGGUUUAAGCAGCUUUAAAGGACUUUAAUUUCAACUGAAUUCUCUUCUUGUUUCGUGUGUGUGCAUGUUAGAAGUUGUAGAUGCAAAACGACGAAGCUUCCAAUGCCCCGGGGAGGAAGCAACCACCGGAGAACAGCAGGCACCCUUUGUGGCGUCAGCACUAUCCAAACGAGGGUUUCACCCUCAAUUUUGCACCUGUUUUUCGUGAUCUUUUUUAUUUCAAUCACGAUUAUCGGUUUCGUUUCUUAUUCAUUUUCCAUACCAUUCGAAGGUGGUGAUUCAACAAACUUGUUCUUAAUAAAAAAACUGCUGAGAAAAUCAAUUCCUGUUUGUUUUUUGCUUGUUUCCUCGUUUCUCCUCGAAAUGAAAACAGAAAACAGGUCGCUACUCCCAAAAAACUACCGGUGGGAACUUAUAUCUCCACUGUCGCCAUCAAAAAUGACUCUUUUGAUGAACUCUAGCCGGUCUAUUGUACGAGUGGUGAGAAACGCGUUCCGGCUGCUGCAGCUCUCCAGUCCAGAUUGAAGGAGAGAAACCCCCAAAUCGGAAAUCUCCGUCUAAAAAGAGAUCCUUCUUAUACAUGGCAUUCUAGAAAAUAAAUGUUGGUGAGGCUCAUAGCGUUUAGUAAAUGCUGAGGGCUCAGCAUCCAAUCCGUUUCCCGCCACUCUUUUUGUUUUGUGAAUAUUUACAUUGAGUAGUAUUUGAUUCGACAAUGCCAGUAAAGUGCUGAAUAUUGUGUAUAAAUAAUAUGUAUAUUCUGUGCUCCUUAUGAUUAAGAUAAUUUUCUCUUACACAUCAAAAUACAUUUUGGAUUCAACUGGGCAUUUCAAAACGACUUAUAAUUGUGCGAUUCGACUUCAAAUUCCAUUUUUUUAAAUUAAAAUUUUCAACAGUCUUUUGCUUUUUCUGAGAGAAGUGCGAAAGGGACAUUAAUCCAACGAUUUAUAUUUUAGCUACUAAGCAAGGGCGUAUUUAGCUUGUUGGAGAGUCCUGACGCUAAAAUCUUGGGGGCCCUCUGAAAUUGUUAUGCAUAUGUAUUGUGCAUUUCGAUUUAACGGUCAGUAUAUUUAAAACAAUAUUUAUAAUUUUGAAAAAUUUUAAUUACUCUAACUUUAUUUUUAUUAAUAACAAAUGCGUUUCGUACUUCAGUAGUUGACUUUGAAAAAGAGUACGAAAAAAAAAUUAUUAAGUGAAUGAUUGAGCAAUUAAUUGAUUAGUAAGUGAUGAUCGGGCAAGAGACAGAUGAUUCGUUUAAAUAACCGGCCCAUUCAUUUUAAUAAUUACUGGAAAUGAAUAUUAAUCAUCCAGACGGAAUUAGGAAAGUUUCGAGAAAAACUAAUCGCUAUAAAAAUAAUAAUAAAAUCAUUAUCUUGAGGGUUCUGACGUGCGCUACCUUUAAUACGCCCUUGCUUUUUUGAACUAUUCAAAGCGGAGAUAGAUGUUUGACUAUAAAAGUGCUGGGAAAAGUUUGUAAGAAUUUGGAUAGCACUUUUUUUUUCAAAAAUUCGAUGAAGGUACCUCCUGAAAAAGCAAAUGAGUGACAAAUUUUAAUGGCUCCCAAUUCUGCAGACGCUUUGUUUCUUUUUUGGACGCUGGCGCGUUUGUCAGUCUUUGUAACCGAUUUAGUCAAAGUGCAUUUGUAUGUGGUUUCUAGUUAUAUUCCCCACAAAGCAAACAAACAUUUUUACAUGCUACUCUGUAAUCAGACGUGGAUUCGUUUUUUUAAAAAUCUAGAUAAAAAAAGAAUUAGAGAGAAGAAUCGAAAGACAUUAUUGGCUCACCAGACGAAAAAAUUUCAAGUUUUUCACUUGAGUAGUUGACCAGAAUAACUUGCACGGAUUUAUUAGAUACGGCUGCACUUGUUUCCUCGCCGUAAUCAAAACUUGUUUUCAAAUAUGAAAAUUAUCGAUCAUUGAAAACGUCUUAGACUUCAUUCACUUCUUCAAGAUUAUUUUCGUUGUUAAAAUUGCGUGCGAAAAACAAUCAGUUGCAUGUAGGAAGCGUAUGGCGAGAUCGAAAUUUAAAUAAAGUCAGUAAUAAUAUCAAAAUACGCAAUCCAAAUCUGUAAACGAAAGGCUCCCUCAUUCUAUUCAUUCCUUGCAUUACUCAGGUGAAAAAUGUCUCAAAGCCAGAGAGAUUCCUUUUUCUGUUGCAUUCCAUUUUGUGAAUGAAGUGUAAGUGUUUGUAUUUCUUCAUCACCAAUUGAUUUUGUGCCAAGAUUUUUUGUGUUUGUUCAAUCAUACGUGAAAUAAAUGAGACAAUUCAAUAAAUUCUGGUCGUCUUCUAA
Argiope bruennichi is the source of this 12281-nucleotide messenger RNA. RefSeq names its product neural-cadherin-like (gene CadN). Gene Ontology annotation, biological process: homophilic cell-cell adhesion. The record is from RefSeq and is a predicted model, not a curated record. Gene Ontology annotation, molecular function: cadherin binding; calcium ion binding. Bases 327 to 9356 code for a protein of 3009 amino acids. Gene Ontology annotation, cellular component: plasma membrane; catenin complex; cell-cell junction. NCBI's taxonomy places the organism in Eukaryota, Metazoa, Arthropoda, Arachnida, Araneae, Araneidae. The transcript is spliced from 36 exons.